CUUCACUUACGUAGACGUCUGAGAGCACGUUUUUGUUAGAAAAACAUGCGGUGAUUUUUUCAUUACGCUAAAAUUAUUAAUAUUAUUUUUAAUUCUGUGUAUUACUUACUAGCGACGUUUUCAGUCCUUUCAUUACUGUUUCUUCGGGAUCAAUUAUUACAUAAUGGAUAAUAGCUGUAUUUGUGUUCGGGACGGAGUCCUUGUGGGUAUUGGUAAUCCCUUGUUAGAUAUAUCUGCUAUUGUUGAUGAAGCAUUACUCAAAAAAUAUGGCCUCCAAGCAGACGAUGCUAUCAUGGCUGAAGAAAAGCACAUGCCGUUGUAUAAGGAACUUAUGGAUAAAUAUAACGCCGAGUUCAUAGCUGGUGGCAGCGUGCAGAAUUCACUACGAGUAGCUCAGUGGAUUCUGAAGAAGCCCAAAUUAUGUGUAUACUUCGGUUGUGUUGGAAAUGAUGACUAUGCCAAAAUAUUAAAGGAGAGAGCCGAAGCGGAUGGCGUGUCUGUACAAUACCAGAUAUGCGACGAAGCGCCAACGGGCACGUGCGCGGUGCUAGUGACGGGCACACACAGGUCGUUAUGCGCGAACCUCGCCGCCGCGCAAAAGUUCACCGUCGACCAUCUUGCUAAGGACGCGAGCCGCAAGAGCAUAGAGGGCGCUAGGUUCUUUUAUGCGUCUGGAUUCUUCGUGGCAGUGUCUCCCGAGUCCAUAAUGCAGCUCGCUAAACACGCGAACGCAAACAACCACACUUUCAUAAUGAACUUGAGCGCGCCAUUCGUGUCGCAGUUCUAUAAGGAGCCGUUGAGUGAAAUAAUGCCGUAUGUCGAUGUACUGUUUGGUAAUGAAUCGGAAGCCGAUGCGUUCGCUAAAGCUUUCGACAUAGCGGAAACGAAUGUAAAGGAUAUCGCUUUGAAAAUAGCGGCACUACCAAAACAAAACGAAUCGCGGCCGCGAGUCGUCGUAAUCACGCAAGGAAAGGAGCCUGUUAUAUUAGUAGAGGGUACCAAAGUAUCGUUCAUUCCAGUCAUUUGUCUCACUAGGGAACAAAUUGUCGAUACAAAUGGUGCUGGUGACGCGUUCGCGGGAGGUUUUCUCAGUCAAAUGGUUCUUAACAAGUCGUUUGAAACUUGCGUCAAAUGCGGUAUUUACAGCGCAACGCAUAUCAUACAACACUCCGGUUGCACGUUUAGCGGUGAGAGCGACUUUCAAGAAAGUUAAUGAUCGUUUUUUUUUUAUUUUUCUAAUCAAUUUCUUUUGUUUGUUUGUCGUUAUUUGUUGUAACUGGUAAGUGGACAUUAUUUGUGACCAUAGACAAUGGAAUGGUUGUAUUUGAAUUUAGAAUUUUUUACUGGUAAUAUUGCGUGCUGUUUUGUUUAUAAAGCUAUUUAGGUUUCCAUAUUUGAAAAAUAUGUUUGAGAUUUACAGUAAAAUAAUUUAUUGAGCAAUAUUUAAAGCAAUAUUAUGGGAUAAGUUUAGUCUUUUUUUCAAUAUCACAAACUGCUUAUAUAAUCGCAGUAUGAAUAAAUUUACAGAGAUAUAGCUUGGUAAUGUUGUUACUGGCUGAUUUCAGAAAAUAUGCAAUGAUAUAGCAAUAC
This is a messenger RNA of Zerene cesonia (dogface butterfly), 1590 nucleotides long. It is a transcript of the gene Adk2, whose product is annotated as adenosine kinase. Gene Ontology annotation, molecular function: adenosine kinase activity. The record is from RefSeq and is a predicted model, not a curated record. Gene Ontology annotation, biological process: purine ribonucleoside salvage. NCBI's taxonomy places the organism in Eukaryota, Metazoa, Arthropoda, Insecta, Lepidoptera, Pieridae. The transcript is spliced from 6 exons. Gene Ontology annotation, cellular component: nucleus; cytosol. The coding region runs from base 164 to 1213 and encodes 349 amino acids.